Arvicola amphibius (Eurasian water vole) is the source of this 839-nucleotide messenger RNA. It is a transcript of the gene Rec114, whose product is annotated as REC114 meiotic recombination protein. The coding region runs from base 1 to 789 and encodes 262 amino acids. Lineage: Eukaryota; Metazoa; Chordata; Mammalia; Rodentia; Cricetidae. The record is from RefSeq and is a predicted model, not a curated record. The transcript has 8 exons.
AUGGCUGAGGCGGGAAAUGUUGCGUCGGGCCUCGGCCUCCCAGGAGAAGCCUCCCAGUGGCCUCUGAAGCGCUAUGGCCGCUUCAUGCUCUUGGACACCCGAGAGUCACCUGGGCCUAGCUCGGAAGGUGCUACAGCAUCCUCGCCCUCAUGGAAGGUGUUUGAAUCCAGUGAAGAAGCUGGGGCUCUCGUUCUCACCAUCGUUGUAUCGGGUCAUUUCUUCAUUUCCCAAGGACAGACACUCCUGGAAGGGUUUUCGCUCAUUGGCAGCAAGAGCUGGCUGAAGAUUGUAAGGCGCAUGGACUGUCUUCUGUUUGGAACAACGAUAAAGAGCAAGAGCCGCAUGUUUCGUGUGCAGUUCAGUGGAGAGUCGCAGGAAGAGGCGCUGGAGCGCUGCUGCAGCUGUGUGCAGACCCUGGCCCAGUAUGUCACCGUUCAGGCACCUGACAGCAUGGUCCAGCAGCUUCAGCAGAGCCCAGGCCCACUGGGGGCAGGAGAAAGCCAAGGGAAGGACCUACUGCAGCAGGGGGUGAGACCCCCAGGCCACUCACAUUCUAGCCAGCAGCAGGUGUGUGUGGCAGCUGGCACUGGCGCUCCGGAGGGAAGGACCUCAGUGAUGCAUUUAGCUCAGACUAUUCUGGCAUCGGAGAAGCUGCCCAGUGUCUAUGAACAAUCUUCAUGGGGAGCAGAAGAGUUGGGUCCCUUUCUACGCUUAUGCCUCAUGGAUCAAAACUUUCCAGCAUUUGUGGAAGAGGUGGAAAAGGAACUUAAAAAGAUCACACAGAGUUGAGAAACUAAAGCUCUGCACACAUAUGCAAUUAAGGAACUGAAGGUAUUUGA